GCUACUUUUUUCUUUGUGUUUGUGUAACAGGGAGCAGCAAGGAUCUGGGAAUCAUCUGUGAGAGUGUUUCGUCAUGGGUAAACAGAACAGCAAGUUGCGACCCGAGGUCCUCAAUGACCUGCGGGAGAACACUGAGUUCACGGACCACGAGCUGCAGGAGUGGUACCGCGGCUUCCUGAAGGACUGCCCGUCUGGCCACCUAACGGUAGAGGAAUUCAAGAAGAUCUACGCCAAUUUCUUUCCCUACGGUGACGCGUCGAAGUUCGCAGAGCACGUCUUCCGCACCUUCGACGCCAACAGCGAUGCCACCAUUGACUUCCGGGAGUUCAUUAUCGCCCUGAGCGUGACCUCGCGCGGAGGCCUGGAGCAGAAGCUCCGCUGGGCCUUCAGCAUGUAUGAUCUGGACGGAAACGGAUACAUCAGCCGAGCUGAAAUGCUGGAGAUCGUACAGGCGAUUUAUAAAAUGGUGUCAUCUGUGAUGAAGAUGCCUGAGGAUGAGUCGACGCCAGAGAAACGCACAGAUAAGAUAUUUCGACAGAUGGAUACGGACAAUGAUGGCAGACUCUCUCUGGAGGAAUUCAUCAAAGGUGCCAAGAGUGACCCCUCUAUUGUCAGACUACUGCAGUCUGACCAAAGCACCUCUCGACAGUUAUAA
This is a messenger RNA of Sinocyclocheilus rhinocerous, 655 nucleotides long. Its product is annotated as hippocalcin-like protein 1. Lineage: Eukaryota; Metazoa; Chordata; Actinopteri; Cypriniformes; Cyprinidae. Bases 74 to 655 code for a protein of 193 amino acids. The transcript is spliced from 3 exons. Gene Ontology annotation, molecular function: calcium ion binding. The record is from RefSeq and is a predicted model, not a curated record.